Messenger RNA from Rodentolepis nana, 915 nucleotides. The record is from the annotation of a GenBank genome assembly. NCBI's taxonomy places the organism in Eukaryota, Metazoa, Platyhelminthes, Cestoda, Cyclophyllidea, Hymenolepididae.
AUGGCCAGGUCUGAGGAUCUUGCUUGGAUUAUUCCAAUUUCUAUCACUGCUGGAAUUGCUGCUUUAGCACUUGCUGGAGGACUUAUAGUAAAAUUCGUUUUCAAAAAGUCUCCCCACAAGUACCUUCAAGGGAAGAGUAUUAAAUUGCCGUUGCGUUUAGUGGAUAAAGAAGUACUCACUCAUGAUACUAAUCUCUAUACCUUUGGUUUUCCAAAUCAAGACACCAUCCUUGGCCUCCCAGUCGGUGGGUGUGUUCAGCUUCACGCCAGAAUUAAUGGGGAAGAUGUUAAACGACCGUACACUCCAGUCACUUUGGAUGACUUCAAAGGAUAUGUCAAGUUUGUUAUUAAGACGUACAGAAAGGACGUGAAUCCAAAGUUCCCAGCUGGUGGGAAAAUGUCUCAGUACCUUGAAACCCUUUCUGUUGGCGAUGGAAUAGAUGUUAGUGGACCCUUUGGACUUAUUCACUAUCUCGGAGAUGGUGAUUUUGACAUCAAGGGAGCAAAUCUUCGCAAACUGAAGGCGAAUAACAUCAACAUGAUUUGUGGUGGUUCUGGACUGACUCCAAUAUACCAGAUUCUGAAGCAUAUUCUCAAUUCCACCACAGAUAAAACUAAAAUAGCCCUAGUUUUCGCGAAUGAGACCGAAAAGGAUAUAAUUCUUCGAGAUGAAUUGGAACAACUGCGUGAUGCUAAUCAGACUCAGUUCCGUUUGUGGUACACUCUGACCUCUCCACCAGAGAAUUGGAGUUAUAGUGCAGGGUACAUUGAUCAAGGAAUGAUAGAUAAGCACUGCUAUCCGGCUGGAGAGAAUACAGUGAAUCUACUCUGUGGUCCACCCACGAUGAUCGAUAAUGCCUGUAUUCCAGCAUUGAAGUCAUCAGGCCACACUGAUGCAAAUAUCCUCACCUUCUAG